This is a messenger RNA of Pyrus x bretschneideri (Chinese white pear), 1223 nucleotides long. RefSeq names its product strigolactone esterase RMS3-like. The record is from RefSeq and is a predicted model, not a curated record. Bases 66 to 869 code for a protein of 267 amino acids. Lineage: Eukaryota; Viridiplantae; Streptophyta; Magnoliopsida; Rosales; Rosaceae. The transcript has 2 exons.
CACUCGCCACUCUCCACCUAAUUCCCAUUGACUUCAAUCCUCCCCCAAAAAUUUAAAAGUCAAACAUGGUCAGCACCACCAUCCUCGACGCUCUCAACGUCCGCGUCGUUGGCUCCGGCGAUAAGUACGUCGUCUUCGCCCAUGGCUUCGGCACCGACCAGUCGGCCUGGCAGCGCGUUCUUCAGUACUUCACGCCAUACUACCGCGUCAUUCUCUACGACCUCGUCUGCGCCGGCAGCGUCAACCCGGACUACUUCGACUUCCGCCGCUACACCACCCUCGACGCCUACGUCGACGACCUCCUCAACAUUCUCGACGCCCUCGGCGUCAACCGCUGCGCCUAUGUUGGCCACUCCGUCUCUGCCAUGAUCGGCAUCCUCGCUUCCAUCCGCCGCCCCGAACUCUUCUCCAAGCUCGUACUCAUCGGCGCUUCCCCGAGGUUUCUGAACGAUCGAGAUUACCAUGGAGGAUUCGAGCAGGAGGAGAUUGAGAAGGUGUUUUCGGCAAUGGAGGCCAAUUACGAGGCAUGGGUCCAAGGCUUCGCGCCGCUGGCCGUUGGGGCCGACGUCCCGACAGCGGUCCGAGAAUUCAGCCGCACCCUGUUCAACAUGCGACCCGACAUCUCGCUUUUCGUGUCUCGAGCCGUGUUCAACAGCGAUUUGAGGGGAGUUUUGGGGCUGGUCCGAGUGCCGUGCUGGAUAAUCCAGACGGCGAAGGACGUGUCCGUGCCGGCGUCGGUGGCGAACUACCUGAGGGAUCACCUGGGUGGUCGGAACACGGUGGUGAUUCUGGAGACGGAAGGGCACUUGCCCCAUCUGAGCGCCCCGGGUUUGCUGGCUCGGAAGCUUCGCCACGCCCUUGCGUCGUAGGUGGGGCCCGCCGGAGGGGAGGACUAGCUGAGAGCCUGCGAGGCGGGGUCAAGCGAGGGAGGUAAUCAAGCAAUAAGCAUGGAGAUGGCGACACGUGGUCCAAUACCUGUGGACAUUAGUCCUUUUGGUGCGAAAGCUGCGAAACUAGUUUCGGAAGGAUAAGAAUCUCCACGUGAAUGUCACGUGAUGACGUAGCCUUCUUUUGUCAGUUGGCAAUGGCCCAAUAAUCCUCUUUUUCUUCUUCCAUUGUUCUUGUGCUUCACGAUUUUUCUUCUUUGCGUUGGAAUCUUUGCUUUAAUUCUGCAAUUGUACUCGACUUCUUAUAUCCACUUUUUUCCUUUUCACUUUUUAAAA